AGGCUCAACGUGGACGGGCUGCUGGUCUACUUCCCCUACGACUACAUCUACCCGGAGCAGUUCUCCUACAUGCUGGAGCUCAAACGUACGCUGGACGCCAAGGGUCAUGGAGUCCUGGAGAUGCCCUCGGGCACUGGGAAGACAGUGUCACUGUUAUCUCUGAUCGUGGCGUAUCAGCGGGCGUACCCGCUGGACGUGACCAAACUCAUCUACUGCUCGCGGACCGUGCCCGAGAUCGAGAAGGUGAUUGAAGAGUUGCGCAAGUUGCUGAACUUCUACGAGAAGCAGGAGGGAGAGAAGCUGCAGUUCCUGGGACUGGCCCUGAGCUCCCGCAAGAACCUGUGUAUUCACCCCGAGGUGACGCCUCUCCGCUUCGGGAAGGAUGUGGAUGGGAAGUGCCACAGCCUCACAGCCUCGUACGUGCGGGCCCAGUACCAGCAGGACCCUAGCAUGCCGCACUGUCGCUUCUACGAGGAGUUCGACGUUCACGGGCGCCAGGUGCCCCUCCCUUCUGGCAUCUACAACCUGGAUGACCUGAAAGCCGUGGGGCGACGCCAUGGCUGGUGCCCCUACUUCCUCGCCCGCUACUCAAUCCUGCACGCCAACGUGGUGGUUUACAGCUACCACUACCUGCUGGACCCCAAGAUCGCCGACCUGGUGUCCAAGGAGCUGGCCCGCAAGGCGGUAGUGGUCUUCGACGAGGCCCACAACAUCGACAACGUCUGCAUCGACUCCAUGAGCGUCAACAUCACCCGCCGGACCCUGGACCGCUGCCAGGGCAACUUGGAGACCCUGCAGAAGACCGUGCUCAGAAUCAAGGAGACGGAUGAACAGCGCCUGCGGGAGGAGUACCGGCGCCUGGUGGAGGGGCUGCGCGAGGCCAGCAUCGCCCGGGAGACGGAUGCCCACCUGGCCAACCCCGUGCUGCCCGAUGAAGUGCUGAAGGAGGCUGUCCCCGGCUCCAUCCGCACAGCAGAGCACUUCCUGGGCUUCCUGCGGCGGCUGCUGGAAUACGUCAAGUUGCGGCUGCGUGUGCAGCACGUGGUGCAGGAGAGCCCCCCAGCCUUCCUCAGCGGCCUGGCCCAGCGCGUGUGCAUCGAGCGGAAGCCCCUCAGAUUCUGCGCCGAGCGCCUGCGGUCCCUCCUGCACACCUUGGAGAUCGCCGACCUGGCCGACUUCUCCCCUCUCACCCUCCUUGCUAACUUCGCCACCCUCGUCAGCACCUACGCCAAAGGUUUCACCAUCAUCAUCGAGCCCUUUGAUGACAGGACCCCCACCAUUGCCAACCCGGUGCUGCACUUCAGCUGCAUGGACGCCUCUCUGGCCAUCAAGCCCCCCGUGUUUGAGCGUUUCCAGUCAGUCAUCCUCACGUCUGGGACGCUGUCCCCGCUGGACAUCUACCCCAAGAUCCUGGACUUCCACCCCGUCACCAUGGCGACCUUCACCAUGACCUUGGCCAGGAUCUGCCUGUGCCCCCAGAUCAUCGGCCGAGGCAAUGACCAGGUGGCCAUCAGCUCCAAAUUUGAGACCCGAGAAGAUAUCGCGGUGAUCCGGAACUAUGGAAACCUCCUGCUGGAGAUGUCUGCUGUGGUCCCCGAUGGCAUCGUGGCCUUCUUCACCAGCUACCAGUACAUGGAGAGUACCGUGGCCUCCUGGUACGAGCAGGGCAUCCUCGAGAAUAUCCAGAGAAACAAGCUGCUCUUCAUCGAGACCCAGGACGGGGCUGAGACCAGCGUUGCCCUGGAGAAGUACCAGGAGGCCUGUGAGAACGGCCGAGGGGCCAUCCUGCUCUCAGUGGCGCGGGGCAAAGUGUCAGAGGGAAUCGACUUUGUGCACCACUAUGGGCGCGCCGUCAUCAUGUUCGGGGUCCCCUACGUCUACACCCAGAGCCGCAUCCUCAAGGCUCGCCUGGAGUAUCUGCGUGACCAGUUUCAGAUCCGUGAGAACGAUUUCCUGACUUUCGACGCCAUGCGGCACGCGGCCCAGUGCGUGGGCCGGGCCAUUAGAGGCAAGACCGACUACGGGCUCAUGGUCUUCGCUGACAAGCGCUUUGCCCGAGCGGACAAGCGGGGAAAGCUGCCUCGCUGGAUCCAGGAGCACCUGACAGAUGCCAACCUCAACCUGACGGUGGAUGAAGGUGUCCAGGUGGCCAAGUACUUCCUGAGGCAAAUGGCACAGCCUUUCCACCGGGAGGACCAGCUCGGCCUGUCGCUGCUCAGCUUGGAGCAGCUGCAGUCGGAGGAGACGCUGCGCAGAAUCGAGCAGAUCGCGCAGCAGCUGUGA
Messenger RNA from Elephantulus edwardii (Cape elephant shrew), 2283 nucleotides. It is a transcript of the gene ERCC2, whose product is annotated as excision repair cross-complementing rodent repair deficiency, complementation group 2. Lineage: Eukaryota; Metazoa; Chordata; Mammalia; Macroscelidea; Macroscelididae. Gene Ontology annotation, molecular function: ATP binding; hydrolase activity, acting on acid anhydrides, in phosphorus-containing anhydrides; damaged DNA binding. The record is from RefSeq and is a predicted model, not a curated record. The transcript has 16 exons. Gene Ontology annotation, biological process: nucleotide-excision repair; transcription by RNA polymerase II; positive regulation of mitotic recombination. Bases 70 to 2283 code for a protein of 737 amino acids. Gene Ontology annotation, cellular component: nucleus.